AUGACAGACGGCUUCCCCGUCGCUCUUGUGGGCCCCUCGUCCAAGGAGAGGAGAUAUGACCGCCAGCUACGACUAUGGGCUGCCAGUGGACAACAAGCCCUGGAGCAGUCUCGAGUGCUCCUCGUCAACUCUGACGGUUUUAUUGACGGCUCCAAUACACCUGUUGGCGGCGUUGCUGGCGUCGAGACACUAAAGAACCUCGUCCUACCAGGUGUGGGCGGCUUCACGAUAGUCGAUCCCGCUGUUGUGAGCGAAACUGAUCUGGGAAUCAACUUUUUCCUUGAAGAGAGCAGCCUGGGCAAGCCACGAGCGCAGGAAACUUGCACUUUCUUGAAGGAGCUUAACCCAGACGUAGAUGGGGACUUUAAGACUGAGCCAAUCUCAGAACUUCUUCAACAUCCUGAUUUUCUUCAAAACUAUAAACUGGUGAUAGUCUCAGGCCCGAUUAAGCGAUCCUCUCUAGACGCCAUUACAUACUCGGCAGAACAAGUCGGCAUUCCUUUGAUCUACGUUCGCUCUGUUGGAUUCUAUUCCUCUUUCUCGUUACAGCUUCCCGUAGAGUUUCCUAUAGUCGAAACUCACCCAGACCCAGAAUCCACACAAGACCUGCGUUUAGUCAAUCCAUGGCCUGAGCUGCAUGCUGCACUUUCGCAAGUUACCGACCUCGAAGCGUUGGACGACCAUGAUCAUGGCCACGUGCCUUAUAUCUUGAUCUUAUUACACUACUUGGAAAAUUGGAAAUCCGAACACGAGGGCAAAGCACCAGAAACUUACAAGGAAAAGACAGCCUUUAGAGAGUUGGUGCGAUCUGGCGCAAGGACAAACACCCCAGAGGGAGGGGAGGAGAACUUUGAUGAAGCCGUGGGUGCAGUACUCAAGUCCAUCAAUCCAUGGUCAUUACGCAGUAACAUUCGAGAGAUCUUUGAAAUGGAACAAUGCACCGAUCUGAACGCCACGUCCGACAACUUCUGGAUUAUUGCUUCCGCGCUAAAGGCGUUCCAUGCCAAAUAUGGCGUCCUUCCCUUGCCCGGAUCCGUUCCGGACAUGAAGGCCAAGUCGGCCGAUUACAUCGCCCUCCAGAACAUAUACAAAACAAAAGCACGCCAAGACGUGGACGAAGUUUUGAGCACCGUUCGUUCCAUCGAGGCGCAGCUGGGAACCCGAACUGUACCCGUGACCGAGAAAGAGGUCGAGGUUUUCAGCAAAAACGCAUCUCACGUCAAGGUGAUUCGCGGGCGUCUGGUACCUCAAAUCUCUGCCAAGGCCGGACAAACGCUCAAAACCAUUCGCAACAGCUUUGGCAACCCUGACUCGGCGAUUGCCAAAUAUGUCGCAUUUGAAGCCUUGGAUAUCAUCGUCGAUGGAAUCCAGAACGGACACCUCCCUUCGACCGCGCUCGAUGACGAUGCUACUUGGAAUGCAACAAUAGAGCGCCUAUUCACUACUAUCGCAGAAGGCGACGACUCGGCAGUCGAGGGAGAAAGCCACGAACGCGUGCUGAAGGCUGCACAGGAAAUACGCCGUACCGAGGGCGGAGAACUACACAAUAUCUCGUCUUUGACGGGAGGAUUGGUUUCGCAAGAAGCACUCAAGGUGCUGACGAGACAAUAUGUGCCGCUAGAUAAUACAUGCAUCUUCGACGGCAUCAGUAGCGGCAGCGAAAUGUUUCGCCUGUGA
This is a messenger RNA of Talaromyces rugulosus, 1677 nucleotides long. RefSeq lists its product as uncharacterized. Gene Ontology annotation, cellular component: cytoplasm. Lineage: Eukaryota; Fungi; Ascomycota; Eurotiomycetes; Eurotiales; Trichocomaceae. The transcript has 2 exons. The coding region runs from base 1 to 1677 and encodes 558 amino acids. Gene Ontology annotation, molecular function: NEDD8 activating enzyme activity. Gene Ontology annotation, biological process: protein neddylation. The record is from RefSeq and is a predicted model, not a curated record.